CUGCGGGGCGGCGCGCCGCGCGCGGCCCAGGAGCGGAAGGUCGCAGGAGGCGCGCGCCGCGCGGCGGAUACGACGUGUCGGCAGCGAGCCGCCGCCUGACUCACGCGGCCGGGGGGUGCUCGCCGGCCGUACUGCUGCCGGGCGGCGCCGCGCACAGAAGCGCUGCAGACGCCGCGGCGAGCGCUCGUGUCGUGACAAACUGACAAUCAAAACGAUAUUUUUCGCGAAUUUUCCACCGCCUUGGAAAAACUCUAAAAUAUUUCUUUCAAUUUUAAAAUCUUCAGCCUAAGACUUAGGCCUAAUUUUAUGUAGACAAAAUAGUUAUUAUCUAGGGGUAGGAAGUGAAACAAAACUUUGUGUGAAUUAAAUGAAAACAUUAGCAUUAAGAAUAAAUAACAGCACGACCUAAGUAAAUUGUGAUAACAUAAAUGAUAAGACAAGAUGUACAAUAAGAGGAGAGUAAUGUAAAGUCGCUGCGCUACCAGCGAGCAAGCAGAGCGAUGCAAGCAAUGAGUGCCAACGCGAGCGCGCCGCGUGCGCCGCAGCGGUCGCCGUUCGCGAUCCAGGAGCUGCUGGGGCUGUCGGACAGCCGCGAGUCCCGCGAGCGAUACUUCGAGAGCCGCGACGGAGACCGCGUCCUCAACCUGUCGGAGAGCCGCGAGCCGCGCGCUGCGUACGCGCCGCAGUUCCCGCUGCCCGCGUCCAUGGCCAGCCGCGUGGCGUACGCCGCCGCCUUCAACGCGCAGGCUGCAGUGGCCGCCGCCUUCCUGCCAGGCCCGCCACUAUUACACCCCCCGCCUGGGUUCCCGCAAAUCAAGUCGCCGUACAGCCCCGGCUCGCAGCCCCAUCUCACCGCGGUCCGACAGUUUUAUUCAGGAGUGUCGUCGUUGGAGGCGGCGAAAGACUUCACAGUCGACGGUCUCACCGGGUACAACGGCAAGAAAAAGAAGAAAAAACGUAGACACAGCCGCACAAUCUUCACAUCGUACCAGCUGGACGAGCUGGAGAAGGCGUUCAAGGACGCGCACUACCCCGACGUGUACGCGCGCGAGAUGCUCUCCCUCAAGACUGACCUGCCCGAGGACAGGAUCCAGGUCUGGUUCCAAAACCGUCGAGCGAAAUGGCGUAAAACGGAGAAGUGUUGGGGCAGGUCGACGAUAAUGGCGGAGUACGGGCUGUACGGGGCCAUGGUGCGCCACUCGCUGCCGCUGCCCGAGACCAUCCUGAACAGCGCCAAGGAGAACGACGCCGUCGCGCCCUGGCUACUCGGUGAGUUCGGCAUGCACCGCAAGUCCAUCGAGGCGGCGCGCCACCUCAAGGAGUCGGGGUCAGAGCGCGAGGGCUCCGAGGCAGAGCCCGAGCGGCCCACCUCCGCCUCCUCGCACCACCACGACAACCACGACGCACAGGUGAGGAUUGAGGCACAGAGUUCCCCGGCGAGUUCCACAACGGCGUCAUCGUCAGCGAAGGGUCGCGCGUCUCCGGAGCCCGGGCGGGAGAUGUACGAGGACGCGGAGGCGUUCCGCAACAACAGCAUCGCCUGCCUGCGCGCCAAGGCACAGGAGCACCAGGCCCGGAUACUCAACCACAACAUGCUACUGCAGUUUAUGUUUUCGCACCAGGUGCGAGGCGUGGCCCGCGCCGGCAGCGCGGAGGAGGAGGGCCCGGCCGACAUCGACGUGGGCACGGAGGCGCCGCCGCCCGCGCACCACCACCUCGCGCACCUCUACUGACCGCGCGACCCCUCCGCGCGCAGGGAACACUCGCCAACCAACUAACGAGCACCUACAACUAACGCUGUACCUUCUGAAGUUAAACCUAACUUGAAACAAGCAAGAAUUCUUGCAUCGUCAUCAAACAAAGAAGUCCUUUUUGGAAGUCCUUUGGCUUAGAAAGAAAUCACUGAAUAUUUUGAGUUGUGUUGUAUUCACCUGGGUCUUAAACAGAACAUCACCUUCUACAAAAAGGAGGCUUGUCGUGUUCUUGUUACCUGGUGUGCAGAGUGUACCUCCUGCAGUGCAGGGUUGGCCAGUGCGCUGUGACACCGCGCGUGUCCUGUAAGUAUGUACAUUAGUAGCCCCGUCUCGUGCAAUACCUUAGUUAAGUAUUUAUCUGUGUAGCCCGACUUGCAAUGUAUAAAGUUCCCCCGCUUAGAUUUAAUGUGUGACGCGAGUUGCCGAACUGACUAAUGGCUGAUAAAUAAUAGUAUGACUACAACAUAAACCCAUGUUUAUGUGAAAUUAUUAAUGUUUAAGCCGGAUCGUCUUAUCGUCGUACAUACAUUAACACGUAUGAAUAGUUGCAAAGCUGUAGAAUUCGGCUUAAACUAAACUGAAGAGAACCAUUUCAUAACCUAUUGUUGUACUUACCAAUUAAAGAAGUACUUAACUAAUUAUAAGAGCCAGUCCGACGACUCGUGCCACCUCGUAUAAUGUUGUAUAAUGACUCCUUAAUAUUACUUAGACAUAUUUGUGGCCAGUGUAGUGUAACUUUAUCGGAGGCAUUCGAGGCAAGGAAAAGACUAUGUAAAUCGAACUAGCUGUAUAAAUGUACUAAUAUCGUGUUGUAAGUUGAAACCGGCGUUACUUUCAUCGGCUAUGAUAUCUGUUAGUGCGAGUAGAGAAAUAAUCUUUUUAAUUUAUUUAUUUGUGAACAGAGCUGUGUGUCUUGUUCACUAUGAUAGAAACCGCGGCUUCUUGAAACCAGAUCUUUGUAAAUAACAAUAUUGUUGGAUUGUGCCUCGCUUUUCCUGAGUUCUAAAUUAAAUUAUUUUAAUAUCAUUACCGUAUUCUCAUCCCAUGAAGAUGUGCGCAACACACAGCUCUGUAGAUACCUUCCUUUGUAAUUAUAAAUUGACUACUUACAACGAAGUGAGCCCCUGCGUCACUAUUGUCAUAGGUUUACAUGACACGAGUGUUAUCUUACUGUUCGUCAAAAUAAUUGGCUUUAAUACUGAGAAACGUAGCCUACUACACUAAGUGUACCUUUACGCACUCAAAUAGGUACUUAACUACCUAGGUAUUUAGGUAGAAUUUGUUAAAAAGCAAAUACUACCUGCCCUAUGUAUUGUAUGUGCCUGCUGAGUAUCUAAGUAUGCUUGUAUGUGGCUCGUUAAUAAAUCGAAUGAACAUCGAAGACAUUCCAAUGAAGACUAUAUUUUCUUAAUGCUAUAAAUAUGUAUUUUUCUUUAAAAGCGUGUUCUAAUCAAUUAUUGUAUUUAUCAAGUUUAUUAGCAAUUUAAAAGUGACUUUCUGUUGUAUAAAAUACUUCAAUUAGCUACGAACACUACGAAUAAACCAUUAUGUAUUCAGCGCCUGUACAAAAAUACAGAGCAAACGAUAUUGAGGAACACGCGUGCUAUUACUAUUCAACCAGGCUAUCGACUUAUAAAUUACAAUAAAUUGUUAAUUGUAGAUAUUUUUGUGGAAAUUCUCAUUUUUAAAUAACAUUAAAAUGUUGCUUCUGAUUAAAGAAAAAUGCUAUCGAAGGACCAAUUUGACAUGCAAUUUUAGACCAAGUCUCGUAUAAACUGGCGGCUUUAUGCCAUAAAGUUCAUUAUUGCUUAUUUCACUUGCAUAAUAAUGUAUUUAUCAAAAAAGCAUUAUAUUACAUAGUUGUAUGUUAAAUUGGUCUGUAUAGGCAGUGCGAGCGUCAUAUUGACGUGGCGUAACGACUUGUAUAGUUCGAGAGAAAGCUCGGAAGGCCUCACAUCUAUGAAACAUAAGUUAAUGAAUAAAGUAGCAACUAUCGUUGGUACCGUACUACGCAUAGAGUUGUAAUAUAUUUAUUGAAAUUAAACAAAUCUAAAGUAAUGUGAAACGUCAUCGUAAUUACAAGUUAUUCCGAUGAAUAAACAACAUGUAUAAAUUA
This is a messenger RNA of Spodoptera frugiperda (fall armyworm), 3870 nucleotides long. RefSeq names its product visual system homeobox 2. Gene Ontology annotation, molecular function: DNA-binding transcription factor activity, RNA polymerase II-specific; sequence-specific double-stranded DNA binding. The transcript is spliced from 9 exons. Lineage: Eukaryota; Metazoa; Arthropoda; Insecta; Lepidoptera; Noctuidae. The record is from RefSeq and is a predicted model, not a curated record. Gene Ontology annotation, cellular component: nucleus. Bases 501 to 1733 code for a protein of 410 amino acids. Gene Ontology annotation, biological process: regulation of transcription by RNA polymerase II.